Messenger RNA from Cherax quadricarinatus, 985 nucleotides. The record is from RefSeq and is a predicted model, not a curated record. Lineage: Eukaryota; Metazoa; Arthropoda; Malacostraca; Decapoda; Parastacidae.
AUGGAGGCAUCCACUUUCCUUAAAAGUUCUGGGUAUACUGACUCAGAAGCGGGUUGCAAAGGGGCCCAAAUAAUAAUUCAAGGUUCAGAGCCCAAGAAAUACAGGCCUGCUGCUAACAAUAUACCUGUUUUGUUCCUCCAGAUACAAUACCAGUGUCCCAAUAAUGGUUACUUCCAAGACCGCACUGUUAAGACGAGCGUGUGUCAGAACAACCACACCUGGCUGCCUGGCCCAGAGACUUUCUCUCGUUGUCUGGAGGUAGUUACACUGGCUGCUGCUCCUACCAUAGCAGGGACUACCAAAGUAGAGAACGUUACCUGUAUCCAGUACCACGAUAACCAGACUAUCGUUCAACCUGCUAAUGUAACAUACACAUGCCCUGGAGGAUUUGUAGGCCUUGGUACUAUCUUCAACUUUGUCAGUAGUAACUGCUCCUGGACUGGUCUGGUACAACCAGUCUGUGUUAUACCAACAACAACAGCAGCCACAACAAAAACAACAGCUGUAGCAACAGCAACAAAGACUACAGCAGCGGUAACUACAACAACUACAACUAAACCAACAACAACCAUCACCACAACCACAACAAAACCAACCACCACCAUAACUAAACCAACCACCACCAUAACUAAACCAGCCACCACAACCACCACAACCACAACAACAACCACAACCACAACAACCACAACAACAACAACCACAACCACUAAACCUGCUUCCACCAAUGGUAAGAUUUUUUACUCUUUUUGUCCACUGACUAAAUUUAAUAAAUCCUUGAAAUACAAUGCUGUAUUAUGACAAUAAAUCUGAAAUACAAUUACCAAUAUAAGAUGUAUGAAUAUUUAAUCAACAUAUUCUUGUAUAAUAAUCGGUGUAUUAUUCUUGACUUAAGCUUGUCUAUACUCUGUGUACUCACCUAAUUGUAGUUGCAGGGGUCGGUUCACUGCUCCUGGCCCUGCGUGUGUGUGUGUGUUUUGUGUGUGUG